AUGAUCGGAGCCGGUGAUGCCGCUGCCAGAGUGUUGAGUGGGAUCCGGCACAUUUGUGUGAAGCCGGAAGCGUUGUUGGAGGUGAAAGCGGAAGGAUGUGAGGCCAUUUAUCAAUGGCACAUGAGCGAUGAGGUCGUCUUGGCGAUGCGGGUUUUCUGCAACGCCGUUCAAGAGCGCAACGUGGAUAAGGUGCAGAGGUUCAUUAGUGGACUGAUGGCGGCUGAGGAAGAGGUAUGAACGCUUCGGAGUGUUUGCAAUGUCGCAUGGGGCGGUUUUCCGGAGCUUUGGGAAAUUUAAAGUUUUCGUGCUGGAACUCAAAUUUUUUAUUGUCUCGAAACGAAAACUUGCUGGAAUAUCGUACCAAUGUCAGGCGGCUUAUUAAGACGCUUAUAAGACGUCUGAGGCGUUUUUGACAUUUGUAAUCGCUUUCGAAAAAUUCCGCGAUAAGCAAAAUUUGGUCCCACCACGAAAACCUCAAGCGUCCCAAAAAACCUCCAAAAGUAUCCCAGAAGAUUUCUUGAAUUUUCUAAUGUUAAUCAACAGAUUUUUCAACGGGUUAUCACACUUUAAGGCCCUAAUUUUUAGGACUCAAAGCCUCAAAUUAUGGCCGAGAAACUUUGUACCGGAGAAGUGGAAAAGUUCAAGGAAGUGCUUCUAAUCGCCAUCUUAUCCGGCAGUAGGCCUCUAACUGAGUUUGUUCUGCAGUUAUUCGUCAACUGUCCAAGUGCCGAACACACAGGAUGCAUUAAUUCGACAAUUUUCCCUCCGCAUCUCACCCCUUUAAUGGUCGCUUGUCUGUCCAAUAACUUUGCACUGGUCGAAUGUCUGCUCUUGAGAGGUCAUUACGUCGAAUUGCCACAUCGCCACGACUGUGAGUGAGAUUUUGGACGGAAUUUUCAAAGGGUUUUGUGGGAUUUCCCUGAAUGCAGGUUUUCGUGGUGGGACCUGUGAGAUAGAAAUUUAAUGGUAAAAUACGAUUUAGUUGCAAUAUAAAAAGAUCUCAUCUGCGACCAUUUUGAGGGAGUUUUGCACUUUUUUGGGUCCCGCCACGAAAUCCCUGAGGAUCAGGACACUCGAAAAUUUUGAAUGAUUUCUUUGAUUUUUGAGUAUUCAAGAUAGCCAUUGAGACAAGUCGAAAAAAUAUACGUGAAUUCACUAAAAUACGACCAUUUCUUGACUGGACUUAUUAGUUUAGGUGCCUGUUUUGAAUGUAAGCAUCACAAUGCAGCCGGCCGAAUGGAUGUGAAACGACUCGACCUGUUUCGAGUUGUCUGCUCCGAGGCAUUCCUCUGGCUGGCCACCGAUGACCCCCUUCUUUCCGCGAUGCAUCUGAUCGAGGACCUCAGAUUGUCAUUGGGCUUCAACAAUGAGCACAAGGAAGUGUAUGCGGAGCUUUUGAACCGAGUCAACACGUAUACUGUUGCAAUCUCCCAGCACUGCUGGAGUUUCGAAGAGAUGGAGGUGAUUUUGAGUCAGAAGAGGGGAUCGCGAGCCAUUUAUUGCGAUGAGCAUUAUCCUCGGGCAUUGUUGGCGAUCGAGAAGCAAAUGAAACCGGUGAGUUAUAAUACAGGGUGUCCCAAAAAAAAUGCAUGUUUUUUUCCAUGGGUCCUGACGCGAAAAUGUUUAGGUCAGGCCAAAAGAUUUUUGUACUGCUAAAAUCUCCGUGUUUUUCUGCCCUAGUCAUUUCAGUUUUGUGUUCAUAUCGAUUAAGUAGCAUGGUUUUUUAAAAUCUCAAACAAAGGAACUGCGAUUUUCUCACUAUUUUUGAGCCGUUCAAGUUGUAAAUUUGUCCAGUAUAGAAAGGACGUUGUGUCAAAAGUAAUCACGCGAUGCAAGGAGCUUGAUAACGAUAGUAAGAGUCCAGGACGUAAAGGAAAACGCACCGGCAGCGGUUCUGUCAACCGGGAGAACACCAACAGCAAAACGCUAUUUUCAAGAAAAAUUUGCCUGUGAGAUCGGCAUCAACGACCGAUCGGUCACCCGAAUGGUCUAUGAUGAGCUGUGCCUUACGCUGUAUAAGCUGUAAAAAGCUCAGAUCUUUAAAGUAGACGGCAAGUGCGUGCGGCGCGAAAAAUGUCGAAAAGUCAAGGGCCGGGCCGCAGCUCAUAGGCGCGAGCGUAUUCGUUCGUGGUUCACUAUUUGGCGGAUGCACAGCCACCAGAACAAUAGGAUCUUCUUAGAUGAGGCCCUCGGAACGUCGGCUAACGUCGAAAACUGUCAAAAUCCGGGCCGUCAUGGCCUAACAAGGGAAUGGACUUUAUGUGUAAAUCGAUUUUGGCUUGGGACCUAGUCAGAUCGAAAGGUGUGUGGGAGUCGGUUAUUCACUUGGGGGGAAAUCUCUGCGCGGGGCUUCAAAGCCGAGAAAAUCGGCUUCAAAGUUUGGACGAAAGUCAAAGGAUAAGGAUCCCGGAAAAGGAGCGAUAAAAAGUGUGAAGCAGUGGCCGAGUGGUCAGUGCGCUCGCUUUUUGCGCAAAAGGUUGCAGGUUCGAAUCUUUCCAAGCCCAAGUCAUCAUUUAUCGUUUUUACUUUUGCUUUCUUCGUGCUAAUCCGGCUGUACAUUUAAAAAAGGGGUAUAGAUAAAAAAGUUAACAUAAUGGAAAGUUGUUUUUGAAUACAUCAGGUUGAUGGUGUGCCCUGCGCUCUAAAACUGUAAAGGGAAGCUGCGAAGCCGUUGAAAAUGGAAAAGUUCCGUUUAAAAUAUACUUCUUGUAUCGAUAAUCGAGUUCAGGGGAAAAAAAUUAAUAGAAGUUUUUGUCUAAAAAACUUAUGAAUGGAAGCAGAUUCGAACUUGCGACCUUUUGCGCAAAAAGCGAGCGCACUGACCACUCGGCCACUGCUUCACACUUUUUAUCGCUCCUUUUCCGGGAUCCUUAUCCUUUGACUUUCGUCCAAACUUUGAAGCCGAUUUUCUCGGCUUUGAAGCCCCGCGCAGAGAUUUCCCCCCAAGUGAAUAAUCGACUACCACACACCUUUCGAUCUGACUAGGUCCCAAGCCAAAAUCGAUUUACACAUAAAGUCCAUUCCCUUGUAAGGCGGAAUUUGUGCCAGCGGCAAGAAUUCUAUGGUUUUCGCGGAUCAAGGAGGCAAAAUUCUAGCGCCGCGUUAAUCUCGAUUUUCUCGUACUUCUGUUGACUCAGCAGAACCUUGGCAAUGCAAACUUGGGGUUCCAACUAGACUCAGCGCCGGCUCACAAAGCAAAAUCAACUCAGGGCCCGGAAUGGAACCGAUUUUCCCGAUUUUAUCCCGUCUGCAAAAUAGCCGUCUGCGCGCCGGAUCUGAAUCCGACAGACCAAAUUUUUUUUUAAUUGGAGACCAACGCCUGUACUACGCGCCACAAAAGUUUGGAGUCGCAGAGUUGUCGUUGCGCCGAGAACGGGACCGAUUUCCCCGAAAAGAGCUGCGGCCCCGAGCCCAAAAUUUUAUGUUACGUUUGGAGCCCUAUAUCGCCACCAAAGGCAGCCACUAUGAAACUGGCUUGACACGUUAUCAAUAAUCCUCUAUGUUACUGAUAUCCAUCGUUAGUUUUGUUAAAUUUUGUAUGGUAUAUAAAAUGCAGCCAUAAAAAAACAUGCAUUUUUUUUGGGACACCCUGUAUAGUAUUGCCUAUAACUUAUUUAAGGUUUAAAGAGACCUUUUUCGGACAAAAGAAGUUGCUUUCUGAGCGUGUUUUUGAAUUUUCAAACUUUCGUUGCGGGACCAUUUGGGUCCCGACACGAAAUCUUGAAAAGUCUUGUAGGAGACUCAAAUCGACCAGGUAGACUGUAAAUUAAUUGAAAAUAUAAUAUUUGUCUGGAUUUUUUUGUAUGACGUCAUUUUCUCUUAAAAUUCAAAAAACAUCUCUGAAAAUCAUCAAUAUUUGCGAUUUUUCAGUUCGUAAGCCAUGUUAACGUCCAAUCUGUAACGUCCCUUCAAUGGAUGGGCAAAUGGACCGAUUUUGGGUUCAACAGACGCCGUGACUUUAUGCGAAUCGUCCGCCAUGGAGUACUGUAUCCAAUCAUUGGACCCAUCCACGUGUUAUCGGGUGGAAAAUAUUUCACUUCGUUCAAGAAUCCGGUUGCGCGAUUUAUCAGCCAAACGGCCGCCUAUUUAAUCCUAUUGACUUGUAUUUUCUUGAGUCGGGUUUUCGAUCAGCCCGACGUGGAGCGAGUGGGAUGGCUGACUCCGCACACGUUCUUCUUCGCUUAUAUCUACAGCUAUUUUGUGGGCUUCAUUUUGGAUCAAGCGGCAUCGAUGUGGAUUAUGGGCGCGGAGUUCUUCUUUGACAUGUGGUGGAAGUGGUGGGUGGAAUAAAGAAAAAAUCUUUUUUUUUAUGUUUUACAUUGCACAGUGUAGAAUUUUGUUCAUCGAAAUUACAGUGGUAAUUUUAGAGGCAUAGUAAAAAUUCCAAGUUUUUCUAACAUUAUAAUACAGUUGGCGGCUUUAUCCACCUAAUAGGCGAAUAAAAUGAUGACUUUCCUGAUUUUCAGGGUCUUCGUGGCAAGACCCAAAAAUAUUCAUAUGGUGUUGACAACAUGGUGAAUACACUUACUAUGAAGUUGAAAGUAAUAUUUUUUUCGAAUAUUUUUUUUAUUUAUCGCUUUUCUCAUCAAAUGACCGAAAUUUAAGUCCCACCACGAAAUCCCUGAAAAUCAGAGAACAAUGUCAUAGCCUCGUAAAAUUCAAAACUCCAGCAACUUGUGGCCUCGUAAACUAAUUUGAGUCAAUUUCAGGAUAGAUUAUGCAAUGUGUCACGUAAUGUUGACCGUUUUUAUACUGCACAUUUGUCUGCUCGGCGAGAGUCAAGUCUACAAUCCGAACGAGUCGAUGAACGAUCCCGGACAUUUGCAAGUCUACUACGAUAUUGUCUUCUCGUUUGCUUGUCUGUUGGCGACCGCUCGCGGGCUUUACAAUCUGCAGUUGCUUCGGAAUUUGGGAUCUACCAUUGUAUGUCAUACACAAUAUUUCUAUACGUAUUUUACCAAUCGGAACAUACGUAUUUUACCAAUCAAAACAUCCAAAAUCAAGUGUUAAAUUAAUUUCAGAUCUCAACUGGCCGAUGUAUGGGCGAAGUCGUCGAAUAUUUUUUCAUUAUGGGACUGGUGAUGGUCGCGUUUUCCAUUGCGCUGAAUUUGAUCGCCCAGCCGUACCAUGUGGAGAAAUUUUCACUGUAUGUUUUCAACGAGAUUUUUACCCCUUUUGCAUUUGAUUUUGCCCAGUUUCGGUGCGAAAAAUCAAAAUUUCUCUGAUUUUCAGGUUUCCGUGGUGGGACCCAAAAAAAUGUAAUUUGGCGGGAAAUUUGAAAUUGAAUUUUUUUACGUCCAAAAAAAUUGUUUUUGUUGAAGAAAAAUGCUGUAGUAUCCAAAAUCUCGACUAGUUUUUUGAGUCAUCUUAAAAUUUCGGUCCCACCACGAAAACUUGAAACUCCAAAAUUUGAUAGUUUUUUCCGUGAAAAUCAUAUUUUUGACUCUCCCAAAAAUUGCAUGUUGCAUUUUCAGGUUGACCCACGCCUUUCGCAACUUGUUUUGGGCAUUUUACGGCUACCUUUCGCCCUCCGACUACCACUUUACAGCCUACGAUUUUUCGGCCGACAAUUUCAACAAGUCCAUGGCGCAGGCCGGAAUCGAAAUGCUGAGUGUGCUGUACUACAUGGUCAUGGUUAUUUCGUUGCUGAAUUUGAUGAUCUCGUUGUUGGUGGAGAGGGCGCAUGUCAUUAUGGUAAGUUAUAAUCGAUUCAAAAAAAAUUUGAAAAAACAUUAAGUUCGUAUUUUUUUAUCUAAUAUAGAGGAAAUUCUCCCGUAUUUUACAAAUACUUUUUAAUAAUUUUUUAUUGAUGAAGUAGCAACACAGGGAACUCGGAUUUACUUAUAUGUACGCCUUUUUUACUUAUAUGAAAUUGAAGUUUAUAUAAGUAAAUAAACGUACAUAUAAGUAAAUAAUCGUACAUAUAAGUAAUUCUGAAAUUACUUAUAUGUAAACUUUAUUUUCGGCGCGCUCCGAAUUUACUUAUAUUUACAAAUAAGGAUAUUUUACUUAUAUUUACCAAUAAGGACACUUUACUUAUUUGUAACCCAGAAUUACGCACAGUGCAGAUUAUAUUAUAAACGUUUAUUUCGAUUCUCAAAAACGACAAAUACAAGUCGGUAACGCAUCUUGUGUGCUCCGGAUAGGUUUCUCAUCUGUUGUUGUCCUCAUGAGGCAUCAAUUGCUUAUUUUCGGGAUCUUCUAUGGCGAUUUCUGCGUCUGGAUUCACUGAAAAUAGCAAAAAUAAAGAAGAUAAGGGCGUUUGACGAUAUUUACUAUAAGCCCUUCUCAAUUGUUUGUUUCUGCACCCCGAAAAAAUUAGUUUUAGGUUCACCAAGUUUGCCAAUGAAAUUUCGAGACACCAAGUUUGUCAUGUUGCACUAGGUCCAGGUGAAUAUUCUCAACAUACCUGAAGCAUCCGAGUGCCAUUUUUCCGGGAUCGUGUGUACAUUGUCCAUUUACUACCCUCCACGACCAAUUUUUCGAUAAUCUGAAACCUAGAGGCUUCACCUGGACCUAGUACAACAUAGCAAAACUAUGUCUGGAAAAAUCUUUGGUUUUAUGAAAUGUGAAAACAGUUAAAAAACACCUACCAAGUUUGAGCACACAGUUGUUCAUCCAAAUUCUUUCCUCAUAGUGCUUGUUCAUAGAUUUUUGGGAACUGCGUGAAGUUUGACGUUAACAUGCUCCAUGCUCGGGAAGGUUCUCGCGUUCGCAACUUUUGAUCCGAGCACUCUGUUACCCUGUAAAAGAAAAAAACUGACUACAAGCAACUUACUUUAUUCGAUCCAAGGUUGAGAUACGUUCUUUGACGCUCCAAAAACUUAGAAUUUUUCUAAGUCCGGCCAACGCGUGCAGAAACCAAAAAGCGUCUUUGACGCUCAAAAGUUUUCUUUUCGAGGCUCAUAUAUGUACAUAUAAGUAAAAAUAAACGAGCUCCGCCGUUUUUUACAUAUAAGUACCGCUAUUUGUAAAUAUAAGUAAAUAAACGUAAAUAUAAGUAAAAAUAAAUAAGCCCCGCCUUUUUUAACUUAUAUGUAAGUUAUUGGUAAAUAUAAGUAAAAAAUUUUACUUAUAAGUAAAUCCGAGUCCCCUGUGAAGUUUUUUGAAAAAAAAAAUUUUUUGGUCCCGCCGCGAAAUUUUUUAAAAUUAUCUGCGUAAAUUAUAAACUCGUAUUUUACCCUCUGACUACACUCAUUUUAUUCCUAUUUCUAAACUUUUUUUGAGUCCCAACACGAAGUCCCUGAAGAUCGGGGUCAACCCUAAAAACUCCUUUUUUGAUAAAAUAUGAGUUCACACUUCGAAAUAAAACCUUGCCGACGUAUUUUAAAACUUGAACGAACCUAAAAUCUUUUAGGAAAACGAAGAGCCCGAAUGGAAGUACACCCGAUCCUACAUUUACAGCGAGUACUGGCAUACACACACCACUCUGCCUCCGCCAUUUAAUAUCAUUGUCCUGGGCAUUGAGCUGUGUAAUUAUUGGGCAAAAGUGAAUUGAAAAAUGAAAGAAAAAUGUCGUAUUUUAGAUGUUCCGCGAUCAACUCGACCUUGAAGCAGAGGCGGAAGUUGAGCAGCAAAAUAACCGGGCUUAUCAGCGAUUACUUGUGGUCAUUUUCCGUCGCUAUGUGGCUUCACAACGAUUCCAUUUCAUCAACAGCUCGGUGAUGGACAAAUCGGUGGGUUUUUGGGGUGUUACAGUAUCCCAAGUCCCAUUUGAAAUUAAAUUUUUGCCAUUUGAAUGAAGUUUAGGGUGGCUACAGUAAUCUCGCUGCAAAAUAAUCCGACUAUAAGCCCGUAUAUGCAAUAAAGUUAAAUUUUUAGCCUAACAUCCAAAUGCCGGCCAACAAAAUCAACUUCCUGAACCAUGUCCUCCACAAUCCGAAAGAAGCCCCGUCCAGCCACCAGGGACGACCAAAAGAACCAAGGGAAACUACGAGAACCCCAGGCACACCUUCAGAACAGCCACCACAACAACAGCCAGCCGCUGGUAAUACACAGCAGCAACCGGCUACUGGCAAUCCACCCCAACAACAACAACCAGCUGCUAAUCCGCCACAACAACAGCCAGCUGCUGGUAAUCCACCACAGCAACAGCCAGCAGCUUCUAAUCCACCGCAACAACGGCCGGUUGCUGCUAAUACACCUCAACAGCCGACUACUCGUAAUCCACAGCAACAGUCGGCUGCUAAUCAACCACGAAAACCAGCUGCUGGUAAAUAA
Messenger RNA from Bursaphelenchus xylophilus (pine wood nematode), 8220 nucleotides. The record is from the annotation of a GenBank genome assembly. NCBI's taxonomy places the organism in Eukaryota, Metazoa, Nematoda, Chromadorea, Rhabditida, Aphelenchoididae.